AUGCGAGAACCCACCACCUCCAUCACCCACCACCACCCACCACCUACCACCACCACCCAAACCUACAACUUACCACCUCCAUCCACCAUCACCACCACCCACAGUCACCACCUCCAUCCACCACCACUCACCAUCACCACCACCCAUUGUUAUCGCCACCUAACAGCCAUCACAACCACCACCCACCCCUACUCAACACCACCGACCAAGCAACCCCACCACCUACAACCACCCACCAUCACACACCAUACACCACUCACCACCCACCACCAUCAUAACAACCAACAACCCACCACCAUUAACCGCGCCUAA
Molecule: messenger RNA, 312 nt
Organism: Lactuca sativa (garden lettuce)
Lineage: Eukaryota; Viridiplantae; Streptophyta; Magnoliopsida; Asterales; Asteraceae
Source: RefSeq, a predicted model, not a curated record